Rhincodon typus (whale shark) is the source of this 1339-nucleotide messenger RNA. It is a transcript of the gene ripply3, whose product is annotated as ripply transcriptional repressor 3. NCBI's taxonomy places the organism in Eukaryota, Metazoa, Chordata, Chondrichthyes, Orectolobiformes, Rhincodontidae. Gene Ontology annotation, biological process: embryonic pattern specification; negative regulation of transcription by RNA polymerase II. The record is from RefSeq and is a predicted model, not a curated record. The transcript is spliced from 4 exons. The coding region runs from base 115 to 546 and encodes 143 amino acids. Gene Ontology annotation, cellular component: nucleus.
CGGACGAGUGAGUAUAUGUCCUGCUGAAGGAGUGCAGAUAAGGCCUGGAGGCUGGGUGACGAGAUGUCACUUGUCGUCCGGGCUCUGUCGCUGGCUGCCUGAAGUUACGCUAGAAUGGACAGUGCACUUUACUGUGUCCGGGCAGAACUGAGACUGGCCUGUCAGUGCUGCAGGGGACUCCAUGCAGAAACACGGAACUCGGAGCAGGCUCACAAUUCCUCGGCGUGGUGGAGACCCUGGAUGAUGACAGCAAGAGAUGCGGAAAAGCAGAGGCAGACCUUGCAUGGUUGUGACAGUCCCUCUGAAACCAGGCAACCCUUGGGAUUUCAACACCCAGUCAGGCUGUACCUACCCAGAUCCAAAGCUGAACAUUACCUACACCACAUGGGAGAAAAGGUUCUAGCCAGCUUCCCUGUUCAGGCAACAAUUCAUUUCUACAAUGACGAUUCAGAUACAGAGGAGGAGGAGGAGGAGGACAAACUCAUGUCCUGUGGCUUAGAAUCAGAAAGUACCCCGGAAACAGCGGGGAUGUUUUGCAAACAGUGAAAUGAAUCGGAGCAGGAGAUGGAUUGGCUUCGAAGCGGAAAAAUCUUGCCUUCCGAAAGUGAUAUCACCACAACAAAACUAAAGGCCAACACAACUCUCUGCUCCCUGCUUUGAUUUGUAGCUGUAACUCAGACCGGUUAGUUAGGUAUCUAUAACACUGCAAGGCAAUGACACAUUUGCACUGUGUAUGUGAAUAUAUUUUGUACCAUUUAUUUUAUUACUUUAAGAACUUUAAACAUAUAAACUUUUCACAUGAGGAUAAAAUUUAAUACAGAGGAUCCUAGCAAGCAGGGACUUUCUAAGUCAGUAUUCUAUGUCACCAGUCUUAAAAUAACUUGUUAGUUGAUAUUCUCUAACAUUUUCCGUGUAUAUCAGUGCCUGUAGGUGGUGCAAUGAUCUCACACACAGCCCUUUUACAGCAAGGGUCUGGGUUUGAAUCCUGCACAGGCAACGGAAUCUCUGGACAUUUACAAUAAAUUUGUAACAUUGGUGCAAAGUGCUUUCACUUCACAGAUAUCGCAUCUACAGCAUCUCCAGUUCUAAGUACGCCCUGAAUUCAGACAUAGGACACAACCUCAGUCCAGGGUAAAAGAAAAGUUCUCUUUUGGAGAAUUCUUUUUUUUACUUCUGUUCACGCAAUGGCACGCCAGAAAGGAAGGUAACACAGAUUUUAAAAACAGUUGGAAAUAUGAAUAUAAGAUGACAUCCAUUGCUAUUAUAGAAAAAAAAUACACAAAUUGCUGGAGAAACUCAGUAGCCUGGCAACAUUGUGGCGAGGGAAACAGAAUUAAUG